Messenger RNA from Trichoplusia ni (cabbage looper), 1433 nucleotides. Its product is annotated as regucalcin-like. Gene Ontology annotation, molecular function: gluconolactonase activity; enzyme regulator activity; calcium ion binding. The record is from RefSeq and is a predicted model, not a curated record. NCBI's taxonomy places the organism in Eukaryota, Metazoa, Arthropoda, Insecta, Lepidoptera, Noctuidae. The coding region runs from base 391 to 1395 and encodes 334 amino acids. The transcript is spliced from 6 exons. Gene Ontology annotation, biological process: L-ascorbic acid biosynthetic process.
UUCGGAAAUGGUAAAAGAAAACAUAGUUGCACGCCGCGGAUUAAACAUAUUGCCUUCAUAUUUAAAAAGUUACAACUUAUAUCUAAAACUCCAGCUUAAGUUAUUAUGUAGUGGAUGAAAUUUAACGAAGUCAUUGUUUCGUUACAAAUAAAGUGUAUAAAUAGCACUUUGAUACCAAAUAUGCCCAUCGUAAACCAGUAAUGCGAGUUCCGGAACUACUCUCUGGGUAUCUAAAUAAGAUGAAUCGAACGUCGUAAACACACAAUCUAAAAUGCUACCUCCCGGACUACAACACAUUCACUCGCCCAUGACCAUCAGUGACCGGUUACUUAGGCCGCAGUCGUCGAUUCACGCGCGAGACACUGACAGCGCCGAACGUACGAAUUCGCAAUGGUGUUUAUAAGAGGAGUUAUUUUAGCACUUGUUGUUGUGUAUAGCUGUGCAUUUAGGGCUGUUACACCAAUUAUAAAAGUUGUGCAACAUGGGGGCACACACUUUGAGGGUCCACAUUGGUCAACUGCGGAAAAUGCAUUAUACUGGGUUGACAUUCACGAACAAAAGGUGUACAGGCUAGACGCUGAAACGAACAACAUCACUAGCAGAGACAUAGGUUACGGUCCAGUAUCACUUGUGGUAUCAGUAAAAGACAAUCCUAAGCUUGUUUUAAUAUCAGCGAGAUCCGAACUGUACUUCCUACCCUGGGACGCACCGGAAGGCGACAGCUCGCUCAGACUGCUAAGCGUUGUCGAUUUGGGUUUACCAGACAAUAGGUGUAACGAUGGCAAGGUCGACGCGAAAGGAAGACUAUGGUUUGGUACAAUGGGUAAAGAAGUUAAAGACGUAGUGGACAAAGAUCAGGCCACUUUGUACAUGUUGGAUCAGUACAACUAUCUGAACCCAGUAGACAAGGUCCGGCCAGUGAGCAUUUCCAACGGUAUUGCUUGGACAUCUGACAAGAAGUUCAUGUUCUACAUCGAUACCCCAACGAGAAAUAUAGACGUAUUUGAUUUUGACCUCGACAAUGGAUUUAUACGGAACAGAAGAACGCUCUUCAGUUUCCAAGCAAAUAAUGUGACAGGGUUGCCUGACGGUAUGACCAUAGACAGUGAUGGCAAUCUAUGGGUGGCUUGCUUUAAUGGUUGGAAGGUAAUCAAAAUAGACUCAAGAGCCGGAAAGCUCUUAGAGCAACAUAAGCUACCAGCUGCCAAAGUCACAUCAGUUAUGUGGGGUGGCCAUGAUUUGUCCACAUUGUUCGUAACAACAAGCCGAGUUGGUUUAACUCCAGCAGAACUCAACCAACAGCCAGAAGCUGGAUCAUUAUUUGCUAUAGAAGGAACAGGCUCAAAAGGACUGCCCGAAAACCAAUUUAUUUUUAAUGAUGCUGGAAAAUAUUAACUUUAUAAUGAACAGUGCAAAGUAAACUUAUGUUUAUA